Molecule: messenger RNA, 406 nt
Organism: Trypanosoma conorhini
Lineage: Eukaryota; Euglenozoa; Kinetoplastea; Trypanosomatida; Trypanosomatidae
Product: putative voltage-dependent anion-selective channel
Exons: 1
Source: RefSeq, a predicted model, not a curated record
UGUGGCGUCCCACUGCCAGGUUGGAUGCGGUGCGGCCUACCAGCUGGACGGGAAGCAGGGCUGCGAGUGGACGGCCGCCUGCCGCUACGCCGAGGCCGGCCGCGUGGUGGCUAUCCGCACAAGCAAGCUGCGCUCCUACACGACCAGCGUGGUGACGCCGAUUCCGAAGUGCCCCCACCACGUGCUGGUUGGCGCGGAGGUGGUGUGCGGCCAUGGCAAGGGCUGGACGGGGACGCUGGGCCUCGAGACGGCCUGCGUGCUGUUCAAGGGCAACACCCUGAAGGCACGCGUGACCAAGAACAAGGAGUGGGCGGUGGCCUACAUCGCAAAGCUUGCCGACAACUGGACGGCGGCCGUGACGGUUGACAAGAACCUGAGGCCCGGCGUCCUCCUGACGCACGCGUAG